Messenger RNA from Closterium sp. NIES-65, 369 nucleotides. The record is from the annotation of a GenBank genome assembly. Lineage: Eukaryota; Viridiplantae; Streptophyta; Zygnematophyceae; Desmidiales; Closteriaceae.
AUGUUCAGGCGUCAAUCCUCCCUCCCGCGGCCUCAAUCCUCCCUCCCGUGGCCUCAAACCGCUUCCCCAUGGCAGCAAUCCUCCCUCCCGCCGCCACGCCUCAAUCUGCCCGCCGACGCGUCCGACCUGCGCGCCGACGCGGACGACCAGCGCGGCGACGCGGACGACCUGCGCGCCGACGCGGACGACCUGCGCGCCGCCGCGGACGAACAGUGCGCGGUCGCCGACGACCUACACACCGACGCGGACGGCCAGCGCGCGACCACCGACGACCCGCGCGCCGAUGUGGACGGCCAGCGCACAACCGCCGACGACCCACGCGCUGACGCGGACGGCCAGCGCACGACCGCCGACGACCCCGCGCACUGA